GGAGCCGCUGAAAACCCCCGGCCCGGCCCGGGCGCGCCACUCGGCCCGCAGCCCCCGUCCUGAGCGCGCCCCGCCGGCCUGCCAACGCUCCCCACAGCCACCGCUGCCCUUCGGAAUGGCCAACAGGGGACCUGCCUACGGCCUGAGCCGGGAGGUGCAGCAGAAGAUCGAGAAGCAGUAUGACGCGGACCUGGAGCAGAUCCUGACCCAGUGGAUCACCACCCAGUGCCGCAAGGACGUGGGCCGGCCCCAGCCCGGCCGUGAGAACUUCCAGAACUGGCUCAAGGACGGCACAGUGCUGUGCGAGCUCAUCAAUGGGCUGUACCCCGAGGGACAGGCCCCGGUGAAGAAGAUCCAGGCCUCCACCAUGGCCUUCAAGCAGAUGGAGCAGAUCUCUCAGUUCUUGCAGGCGGCCGAGCGCUACGGCAUCAACACCACUGACAUCUUCCAGACUGUGGACCUCUGGGAAGGAAAGAACAUGGCGUGUGUGCAGCGGACACUGAUGAACCUGGGCGGGCUGGCAGUGGCCCGGGACGAUGGGCUUUUCUCUGGAGAUCCCAACUGGUUUCCCAAGAAAUCCAAGGAGAACCCUCGGAACUUCUCGGACAACCAGCUCCAAGAGGGCAAGAAUGUGAUCGGGCUGCAGAUGGGAACCAAUCGUGGGGCUUCCCAGGCAGGCAUGACCGGUUACGGCAUGCCCCGCCAGAUCCUCUGAUGGCAGCGCGGCUCUGCUCACGCCCUCCCACGGAUGGUUAAUAUAUAUAUAUAUAUAUUUUAGCGGUGACAUUCCCCGAGGGCCCCUGGGGCUCGCAGACUCCCCUCUGCCGCCGUGGGGGCCUGGCCUGGCCUGCCUCCUCCGGGGGGCACCCGACACCGGGCUCUCCCCUGUGCUUACCAAUACAUUCCUUUCCUCAAAGCCACCAAAACUGGACCGACCAAAACUGGCCUCUUUUCUCUUGGGACCAAAAUUUGGGGGCCUUGCCAACCCCCUCCCACCCGCAUACCUCUUCUCUUUCCCUUUGGCUUUUCUCCCCCCAUUACCCCUGAGCCCUGUGCCCUCAAUCCAUUCCUUGGCUGGGGGUCGGGGCGCUGCCUUCUGGCCUGCCUCCCACAAGUAUGCUUCGCCCCUAGCUGUGGCUGCAGGGACUUAAUUUAUAGGGAGAGGCCUCUGGUGGCCGCCUCCCCAGCCACAGCUGGGCUGCGCUCACCACACAUCAAGGCAGCCCGCCCCUGGCAGGGGCCCCCCUCGGUUUCCCAUUUUCCAGUCCCCUUGCUGUGGCUAAGGGGUGGGGGCGAGGGGACAGGGAGGGAGGGCUGCCCACCACGGGCCGGGGCUUGAAAAACCCAAGUUUGCUGAUCUGAAUAAAUCUCUCUGCCUCUUUUGGA
This is a messenger RNA of Hyaena hyaena (striped hyena), 1386 nucleotides long. RefSeq names its product transgelin 2 (gene TAGLN2). The coding region runs from base 116 to 715 and encodes 199 amino acids. The record is from RefSeq and is a predicted model, not a curated record. Gene Ontology annotation, molecular function: protein binding. Lineage: Eukaryota; Metazoa; Chordata; Mammalia; Carnivora; Hyaenidae. The transcript has 5 exons.